AUGUUGGCAGCGCUUCCUGUUUUGUCCCGUAUUUUUGUUGCUCUGAUUAUCCUUCGAGUGUCGCCUCUCGCUGUGUUCGAUACGCCCAUUAUGUCUUCUCAGGAGAAAGUCAAGCUUCCUCCUGGACUGAUUGCCGCCAUUGAACAGGAUGAUCUCGAGACUGUAAAGCGCCAGUAUGCGGAGCUUCCUAUCGCCGAACAAAAAAAUCAGCACACCUUGUAUGAGGCUGCCAGUCUCGCAACAUCUUCAAGUCACGCCGAAAUUCUAUCCUUCUUCUUCUCUGAAGGCCUUGUCAUCGGCACCCAAUCUGCCCACGAUUCUAUUAUUGAAAAGGCGUGUGGAGUUUCUUCCAUACCCAUAUUUCGGGUCCUGAUCGAAGAGGGUCACCUGGAUCCUUCUCGUAACCUAGAGCUGUAUGGCGAUCCUCUCACAGGUGCAGUCUUUCAUGGCGAUGUCGAACUCGCCGAGUUUCUCCUGAGUAAAGGCGCAGAUCCCAAUACCGACUACCCACUUGGCCACUAUAGCUCUCUAGUUUGGUCCAUCGUCGGCGAUCAUAAUCGCGAAGCACCGGACGGUGGUCAUCGUAUGAUGAAAUCAUUGCUCGAUGGUGGAGCAAUAGUGAAGGAAACUGGAGCGCUCAUAGCUGCCGCCGAUGUUGGGAACACGAUCGCGGUGCAGGUACUACUCGAAGCCAAGUCGAAAGGUCUCGAGGUAGACUUGGAGGACCUCACCGAGUAUGGCGAAUAUGAUUCCCGAAAGGAUGAGGGGACUGCCCUGUGGUGUGGCGCAAGAAGUGGCAAUCUGAUGGCUGUUAAUCUGCUACUCGAGGCAGGGGCAAGUGAGGAAUUUCGAGAUCGUAAGGGACGAACACCGAUCGAGAUUGCGCGUGCCAACGGUCAUCAAGACGUGGUAGAUAGUUUGGCAAGGUAG
Bacidia gigantensis is the source of this 930-nucleotide messenger RNA. RefSeq lists its product as uncharacterized. The transcript has 2 exons. The coding region runs from base 1 to 930 and encodes 309 amino acids. The record is from RefSeq and is a predicted model, not a curated record. Gene Ontology annotation, molecular function: protein binding. Lineage: Eukaryota; Fungi; Ascomycota; Lecanoromycetes; Lecanorales; Ramalinaceae.